Messenger RNA from Dermatophagoides farinae (American house dust mite), 1301 nucleotides. The record is from RefSeq and is a predicted model, not a curated record. Lineage: Eukaryota; Metazoa; Arthropoda; Arachnida; Sarcoptiformes; Pyroglyphidae.
CAUUCUUGAUUUAGAGAUAAAUUUGUGGAAAAAAUUGAUGAAAUACAAUUAUUAUCGUAAAAUUCACAAUCAAUUUUUUUACAUUUUCAAAUAUGAUGAAUUAAUGCAAAAACAAAUCAUUGAAAAUAAUUAUCCAAUCGAUACGAAACCAAUUGGCAAGAUAAUGAAUCCACCACAUCAUCAUCCAAUUUUUUUCAUCCCAUCCAUAUUAGUUAUGAUUAUGGCUUUUAUUUAUAUUGGACAAUUCGAAUGGAUUAAAAAUUAUCAAUUUUAUCAAACAAUGAUUAAACUAUUUCCCAGCGAAGGAUUACAUUAUAUAAUGACUACAAUGAUUAUAUGGAUAUUAAAUGGUCUUUUGAAUGGUUUUUAUGCAUCAUCUCGAUAUUAUCAACAUUUCUAUUUUAUAUUACCAAUACAACAUCGAAGAUAUCGUGAAUUGACCACAAAAGAUUCCAAUAAAUAUACAUUGAUUCGAGAUCGUGUAUUUUCAAUGAAUCGUAUAGGAACAUUAACCAUGUGUAUAAUGUUUCUUAUAGGUAUAAUAACAAUGACUAUUCUACAAUCAUUAUGGCAAAUAUCGAUAUUCUGGAUAUUUUUUUGGAUAUUUAAUCUGCAAAUAGGGGGUAUUAAUGGGGUUGCAGGCAUAUAUCAUAUAUCAUCGAUAAUAUUCAUGGCCCAAUAUUAUAUAAAUUUGCGACAAAAAUCACAUGGUCGUACAUUACAACGAUUUUAUGAACGAUUAUCACGUUUUGAGCGUAAACAAAUGAUUCACCAAAAUUUUCGUCAAUUAUUUACAGGAAAAAUGAUUGGACAUUAUUAUCAAUCAUUUGCUCUGUUACAACGUGAAAUUCAUGAUUAUAACCAACAAUUAAAACGUUAUCUAUCGGUCAUUUUCACUUUAAUAACGGUUACAAUAACAUAUAUCGUUUAUCUGAUCUUGAUGACAAAACAGAAUUUUAUAUUUCUAUCACUAUACAUUGUAAUAGCAUACUUUGAAUUUGUGACAUUAUCAGUAUUGAUCAUUGGUUGCAAUAUGAUCAAACAGAACAACGCAAAAACAUUGCGAUUACAACGUAAAUGUUUAACAUUAUCAUCGACAUGUGAACGGAAAUUGAUUUGUAAUUAUUCAUUAUUCAAGUUUGAAACAAUAACAAGUAUUCAAAUGAAUCAACCAUCAGGUUUUCAGCUCGGAAACGGCGUGAUUAUCACAUCAUAUACAUUUGUUUCAUUUCUAGUCAAUAUUAGUUCAUUUUUCUUUCUUAUUUCACAGAAUUUUGGACGAGAAUGAUGAUCUUUUUUUG